Molecule: messenger RNA, 9114 nt
Organism: Schistosoma margrebowiei
Lineage: Eukaryota; Metazoa; Platyhelminthes; Trematoda; Strigeidida; Schistosomatidae
Source: the annotation of a GenBank genome assembly
AUUAUUAUUAGUGACAUUAACCAGAAGCUUUAGUCACAGGAUCAUUAAAGAUUUACAAACAAGUUGAAUUAAUUUACUUUACAUAGGUUAAUUGUCUUGGAGCUGCCGCUAGUUUGACCAAUCAGAAUAAUGGAUCACGAUGAGGAUAGCAGUGAUAGAGAUUGCGGUCUUGUUGAAUCUGAUGAAGAAACUCGAAUGGCUGAGAAGGAGUUGGCUGAGGAUGCACAAUGGAAAAUAUUCCAGAAAAACACUUUCACGCGUUGGGCUAAUGAGCAUCUGAAAAAAACUGAUCUUCGUAUUGAAGAUUUAGAGACUGAUUUGAGUGAUGGUCUUCGUCUAGUUGCUCUUGUCGAAGUUUUAUCAGGACAUAAGUUUCGACACAUUAACAAAAGACCAACGUUCAGAACUCAAAAGCUCGAAAAUGUAACUACUGUUUUAAGAUAUCUGGAAGAAACUGAAGGCUUGCGCCUCAUCAGUAUAGACAGCAGCCAUAUUGUUGAUUGCAACUUAAAGCUCAUACUUGGUUUAAUCUGGACCCUUAUUUUACAUUACUCUAUAUCUGUACCUCUAAUAGCAGAUGAAGAAAACGUUCUCCAAGAUGAUAGAAACCAAACUCAGGGUCCUAAACAGCGUUUGCUCGCUUGGGUCAAACAGAAAUUGCCAAUAAUCCCAAUUCGAAAUUUCACCACAGAUUGGAAUGAUGGUAUAGCUAUUGGAGCUCUCGUUGAUGCUUGUGCUCCUGGACUUUGUCCGGAUUGGCCUCACUGGGAUCAGCAAAAUCCUUUGCGUAAUGCCACGGAAGCUAUGACAGCUGCAGAUGACUGGUUAUCUAUCCCCCAGUUAAUUCGGCCAGAAGAAAUGAUUGAUCCUAAUGUUGAUGAAAAGUCCAUGAUGACUUAUAUUAGCCAGUUUCCCAAUGCUUGCUUAAAAGAGGGUGCACCACUGCGAGCUAAACUGAAUCCUUCGAAAGUACGCGCAUAUGGUCCAGGCUUGGAAUCAAAUGAAAAUAGAAUUGGUACACCGGCUAAAUUCUAUGUAGAAACAGCUCAUGCUGGCAGAGGUCAGUUGGAAAUACUUGUAAUCAAUUGCAGAGGUGUCAGAGAAACGUGUGAAGUGAUUUUCGACAAUGAAACAAAUCAAACUUACUCCUGUGUGUAUGAACCACGUUUAGAAGGUGAAUAUCGUAUAGUUAUAAAGUAUGGUGGACAUGAGAUACCUAAUUCACCUUUUCGUGUUAAUGUCAAGGGAAUAUUUUUAGACCCAAGUAAAGUAACUGUAAGCGGUCCAGGACUACAAAAUUCCGAAGUCAAUUGUGUUGGUCGUCGUACUCAUUUUAAUGUACAUACUCAGAAUGCUGGAAAUGGAAUAGUAGACUGUUACAUUGUUGAUCCACACGGCCGAACUGAUACAGUCAAACCACGUAUUACUUGCCCCGGUGGUGAUGGGUGUUUUAUUGUUGAAUAUACACCAAAAGAAGUUGGUGUCCAUCAAGUAUUUGUACAGUUUGCGGAGAAACAGAUACCUAAUUCACCAUUUCAAGUUGAAAUAGCACCUAGAGAGUCUGGUAAAGCUGCAGCAAUCGCUGCUCUUUCAGCAGUUAUACAAAAUUCAACAUUCAAUCAAAAUGCCAAACAAUCUAUGCCUAAUGAAGUACCGGAAAUAAAGAACACUUCAAGACAGAAUGGUUUUCAUGAAAAUCAUGAUGUUGCUGUUGUGGAAACAUUUGAUAAUAUGAAAGUAGAAAAUGGAACUGACUCAUCUGAUUCUUUAUUGAUGAAUUCAUCUGAACGUAAAAAUGAAAAGAAACAGUUAAUUGAUGAUCCUGUCAAAGAAGAAUCAUUUAUACACGAAAUAAUUGAAGAAGUUCAUCCUGAGUUAGCUUAUGCUACUGGAAGAGGUGUACAAGCUCGUGGUAUACGUGUACAAGAUCGAGUGAAAUUUUCUGUUCAUACUGAACGAGCUGGUGAUCAAGCUCCACUUGCAGUUACAAUGACUCGUGCAGAUGGUCAAAGUGAACCCGUGGAAAUUCAUCAGAUUGAUAAGUUUUUAUGGGAUUGCUUCUACAGUCCACAGCGACCUGGGAAGUACACACUUAAUGUACGCUAUGGCAAUGGACAUAUUCAACAUAGUCCUUAUACUAUUGUUGUAGGUCCACAUAAGAAAUCUGCUAUUCGCGCUUUUGGACCAGGCUUAGAAGGCGGUGUUGUCAAUCAACCCAAUUUAUUUACAAUCGUGUGCAAUGGAGAUGGUUCUGGAUUAGGUUUUUUGAUCGAAGGGCCUAGUGAGGCUAAAGUACUGUGCCAAGACAAUGGAGAUGAUUCUGCUCAAGUAACCUAUACGGUUUCACAACCUGGUGAAUACGCAGUUCAUGUUACAUGUUUCGAUGAAGAUAUCCCUGGAUCACCAUAUAUGCCUAUAAUAACUCCUUGUCUUGAAGAUAUUCAUUCUAAUAAGUUGCGUGUUUAUGGUCCUGGUGUUGAGAAAAUGGAUCUUAGUAUCGGUCAUUCUACGGAAUUUUAUAUUGAUGGUUUACAGGAUGCUGUUCCUCCUCAACUUUCACGUUCCCUGAAGGAUUCUCUGUUGCAUGUAGAUUGCCAUGAUACUACAGGUAAUCCAGUGCCUGUCCAAUCUAGUAUACGCUCUGAUGGCACUGUAGUUUGUACGUACAAACCUAUGUCUUCUGGGAUUCAUACCGUAUAUGCUUCAAUAGCCGGUAUAUCUCUCAAAGGCUCACCAUUCAGGGUAACCGUUGCUCCAGAAAUUCAACCAGAUAAAAUGAAAUUAUGGGGUCCAGGUUUACAAAGUGCUACCAGAAAAAAACCAACUCAUUUUUUCAUUGAUUCUCAAGAAGUGUUUUCUGGUGAAAAUGAAAUUGAAUUAAUGGCUAACAAUCCAGUUUCUGUUAAUAUUGUAAAUGAUCAAGGUCAUACAAUUUCAACACGUUUAAGUAAACAAUCUGAUAAUACUGUUCGUAUUGAAUAUACACCAACAUCAUUAUGUACAAAUGUGCAUAUAACACCAUUAAUAGGUGGUACACCAGCAAAAUCCUCUAUACAUGUACCCGUUGCAUGUGGCUUUGAUAUUUCAAAAAUUAAAGUUCAAAAUUUAGAUACAAUAGAUAAUGAGAAUAUUCUUCAUGAAAUGAAUACAAUUAAUGUGGUGAAUAAUAUAGAAUCAAUUGUUGUUGAUCCUAUAAACAAUAACAAUAUUGAUUUGUACAGUGGUAAAUCUAAUGAGGAAGAAUUACACCAAACGAGGAUCCCUGGUGAUAAUAAUAUUUCUUAUAUGGAAACUAAUAAUAACUGUUUUGAUGAGUUAACAAAAGACAAUUCAUAUAAAAAGAUUAAUGAUAUUUUAGAAAAACUAGAUAAUCAAUUUGAUGCAAAGAAAUCCUUUAUUAAUGGUGAUAAUCAUGCAUAUUCAAAUUGUUCUCAUGAAAAUACUCAUAGGAUUUUUAUUACUAAUGGUUAUUUAAAAGAAUUUGAACAAAAUAAUAAUAAAAUGGAAUUGCUUCAACAUAUAAAAUGUAACAACCAUUUAAUAACUUCAUUAAAUGAAAAUGAAUUAUCAAUUAGUACUGAUUGUCAUUUAAUUAAUCAUGAUGAUAGUAAUAAUAUUGCACAUAUUACAAACUGUACUCCACUGUCAUCAGUUCAAAAAUAUCCUCCCAGGCCAUUUAUAACUGAAGAGGAGAAAACUGAAAUAAUAGCCAAAAGUAAAUGGCCUCAAUCGAUGCCGGAACAACACGCAUAUCAAAUUACAGCUCAAGGUUCAGGACUUGACAAAGCUAUUGUUAAUGAACCAGCUGAUUUUGUUAUCAAUAGCGAAAACGUUCCACCUGCUCCAUUGAGUGUAACGAUUGCUGGACCAAGUGAAGCAAAAAUUCAUUGUAUAGAUAAUGGGAAUGGAACAUGUGGUGUCAACUAUACACCAUUACUACCAGGUUGUUAUACUAUAAAUGUGGUGUAUAAUGAUGAAUCGCAUAUAUCUGGUAGUCCAUUCUUUGUUCAAGCAUAUCCGGCUGAUAAACCAAAUUUAACAGUAGAUGAUGUCAUCUGUUAUGGAGUUGGAGUAGAUUCUUCUAAUGAAGUUCAUAAAGCUUCGUACGUCAAGUUCACUGUGGAUGCAUCGGCUAUUGAUGCAAACUCUGAAGGAACUGUCACAGCUGUUCUUACUGGUCCAGAUAAUGGAAAAUCAGCCUGUCAAGUGUUAAGCAAUAAAGAUGGAACAUAUAUUUGUAAUUAUACUCCAUUGGAAGAAGGUCAACAUAAAAUACAUGUAAAUUAUGAAGGUUUACCAGUACCAGGAAGUCCCUUUCAUAUUAAUGUUGUUCCUGGCUGUGACCCGAAUCGUGUAAAAGCCUAUGGACCCGGUUUAGAAAAUGGACCUCAUUUAAAACCUGGUGUGCAGACAAGUUUCACGGUAGACUUAACCGGAGCUGGACAAGGUGGUUUAGGUUUAGCUGUUGAAGGUCCAAGUGAAGCACCGAUCGACUGUCAUGAUAAUCGUAAUGGUACAUGUACUGUUUACUAUACGCCAUCUGUUUAUGGCUCUUAUGCUGUAUAUGUACGAUUCAAUGAUGUAAAUGUUCCAGGAAGUCCAUUUAAUGUAAAUGUUAGUCCGAAAGUUGAUCCCAACCAAGUUAGAUGCUAUGGUUCCGGUCUAGAAUCUGGUUUAUUACGUGCUGGAUGGCCAGCUUACUUUACUGUGGAUACAAAAAAUGCUGGUGAUGCACGCCUAAAGGUUAUGUAUACUCCUAAAUCUGGUGGGGAAUUAUGUCCUGCAAUUGUCCAACCUUUUGGUGGAGGAUCAGAAAAAGACUCAACUCAACAACAUUAUUAUAAGGUUACAUAUACUCCUGAAACAGAUGGUCCUUGCCGAAUUGAAGUCACCUAUGAUGAUGUUCAUGUUCCUGGCUCACCAUAUGUUGUGAAAAUAAGAAAAGCAUCUGAACCGAACCUUGUUCGUGUUCUAGGUGCAGGUAUUAAAGGUCCUGUUCUUGCCAGUCUACCAGCAACUUUUACAGUUGAUGCUCGUGAAGCUGGUAUGGGAGAUUUAACUUUAGGAAUUACUGAUCCUAAAGGACAAUCUGUCCCAGUCCGAGUUGUAUCAGUGCCUGUAGAUAGUGAAUCUGUUGCUACUAAUGGAGUAGUUCCAUCUGUAACAAGUUUAGCCUCUGGUGAUGUUAGUGAUACGGGAUUAUUAUCUUGUACUUAUGAACCAUAUUUAAUUGGACCCCAUAAUAUUCACGUUAUGUUUGCUGAUUCAGAAGUGGUUGAUAGUCCAUUCACUGUUCACAGUGUAGCUACCGGUCGAGCUGAUUUAUGUGAAAUUAAAAGUGGUAUCAAGAAAGUUAUACCAGUUGGUAAAGAAAAUGUCAUUAAAGUGGAUACUUCAUUGGGUGGUAAAGGUCGUUUAACUUGUCAAGUUAUUCAGCAUCCAAUUAAUCAGUCUUCAUCUACUGCUACUCUUCUCCCGGUUGAAACAGAACAUAAUGGUGACGGUACUACGUGUGUGUAUUAUACACCAACACAAUUAAGUGAAUUAAAUGUGGAAUUGCGUUAUGGUGGUCAACUGAUUCCUAAUGGUGAAUUUGUUCAGAAAGUAGUCUCCCCUGAAGAUAUUAUAGAUGAAAAUUCUCAUUCGAAUAUGUACCGACCUGUUGUAUUUCGUCUACCAGCUCCUCGAAAUAAAGCAAAAAUUGAAGCCAUUGUAUUACGUCCAUCAGGUUUACAACAACAAGUUCCAGUUAAAAUUAAUGAUGAUGAAACAAUUACUAUAACAUAUGAUCCUGUUGAACAUGGAAUGCAUGAAUUACGUAUAAAUGUUCAUUCACCUGUAAAAUCUGGUUCACCAGACAGUACAAUCUCUAUGCCAUUACAAGGUAGUCCAUAUAAAUUUUAUGUGGAUAUUACUGGUACUGGUCGAAUUACUGCAUAUGGUCCUGGUCUUAGUCAUGGUAUAACUUCUCAGUUAGCUGAGUUUACUAUUGUUACUAAAGAAGCUGGUGUUGGUGGUUUGUCGGUGUCUGUAGAAGGUCCUUCCAAAGCGGAAAUACAAUGUGUGGAGAAUGCUGAUGGUACUUGUAGUGUCAGCUAUUUGCCACUUGCACCUGGUCAGUAUACAAUAACAAUUAAAUUUGCAGAUGAGCAUAUACCUGGAUCGCCAUUUAUCGCUAAAAUCACAGGUGAUUUACUGAAACGUUCUCAAGUAAGCAUGGGUGCACCAAGUGAUAUUGCUUUGGAAGCUGUUGAUGAAGAUAUUGCUACUUUAACAGCUAGUGUUCACAGUGCAUCUGGUCGAGAAGAGCCAUGUGUAUUGAAAAGUUUACCUAAUAAUCGUUUAGGCAUUUCAUUCACUCCUAAGGAGGUUGGCGAACAUCUGGUUAGUGUAUUUCAAGCGGGAAAGCAUAUAGCCAAUAGUCCUUUUCGAAUUCGUGUUUCUGAUAAAGAAAUCGGUGAUCCACGACGUGUACGUGUUAGUGGACCAGGUUUAAUAUCUGGUUUAUCCAAUAAACCUAAUCAAUUCACAGUGGAUACACGUGAUGCCGGUUAUGCUGGUUUAAGUCUCUCUAUCGAAGGUCCAAGCAAUGCAGAUAUAGAAUGUCACGAUAAUAAUGAUGGUACAUGUACUGUUAUCUACACUCCAACGGAACCUGGUCAAUAUGCUAUCAAUGUAAAGUAUGCAAAUGUUCACGUCCCAAAUAGCCCAUUCUGUGUUGAUAUCGGUGGAGAACCUUCAAUGAAAAUGAUGGAACGAAUUACUAGACGACGUGAAGCAUCAAAAGUUACAUGUGUUGGCAGUCGAUGUGAAUUAAGUCUACGGCUUACAGACACAAAUCCAAAUGAUUUAUCUGCUACAAUCACUUCACCUUCUGGUCAUACUACUCGUUGUGAAAUUGUUCCCAUUGAUAAUGAACAUUAUAACAUUAAGUUUAUACCACAAGAAAUGGGUGAACAUUUAGUAACUGUUAAACACAAAGGAAUUCAAAUAUCAGGGAGUCCAUUCCACUUUACCGUUGGUCCAAUCACUGAUGGUGUAGCUAACAAAGUUAGAGCAAUAGGUUCUGGUCUUCAAGAAGGCUGGACACAUAUUACUAAUGAAUUUUCAAUAUAUACACGUGAAGCAGGCGCUGGAACAUUGUCAAUAGCAAUGGAAGGUCCUAGUAAAGCAGAAAUUGAUUGCGAUGAAAGACGCGAUGGUUCAUCAGCUGUACUAUAUCGUGUUACUGCACCAGGCACAUACAUCUGCUCACUUAAGUUCAAUGAUGAACACAUUCCUUGUUCCCCAUUCCGUAUACAUGUUUCUGACUCCACACAAACUAGACGUAUAGCAUCUUACAUUCUACCCUCUCGUACCACUGAUGUUCACUCUGCUCGCAGUACAUCCAGUAAAGAAGAAACACUUCGAAUUGGACGUCCAAUAGCCUUCACUGUACAUCAUGUUGAAACGCCUGGAUAUAUUUUAAAAGCAAAAGUAUCAACUCCUUCAGGUACUCAUGAAGAUGCUAUUGUUCAACCUAUUGAUCCAGAUCAAUUUGUAAUCCGUUUUGUUCCACGUGAAGGUGGUCCACAUUUAGUUCAUGUACAUUCUGUGCCUAUAAAGGAUUCAAAUAAAGCUGAUUGGAGUUUUGGUCCAAAUUCAUUGUAUAAAUCAAUUCAAGGUUCACCUUUUCGACUUGUAGUUAGUCAGCAUGCUGCUGAUCCAGGUAUGGUAUGUGCCUCUGGAGAAGGAUUACGUAAAGGAAAAGUUGAUAUGAAGAAUUCCUUUUUCGUUAAUACUACUAAUGCUGGUUGUGGUGUACUAAAUGUCACAGUCGAUGGACCAAGUAAAGCAACUGUUACUAGUCAAGAACAUGAUGAAGGUUAUGCAUUUUUCUAUACACCAACUGUUCCAGGUAUUUAUGAAAUAACUAUUAAAUAUGGUGGUAAUUUUCAUAUAAGUGGUUCACCAUUUCGAGUUGAAGUUACAGGAACGCCUAGAUCAGAAGUUACUGAUUCUCGUUCAGAAGAUCGUCAAUCAAAUGUUACUUUAGAAACUGUUGGUAAAACAAUGACAGGAGUAUCAGCUUCAGCUGAACUAGAAAAUCACUGCUCAGGAUCUCAUCCUGAAUUAGUCACUUGUCAAGGACUUGGUUUAAAAUAUGCAGAACGUGAUCGUCUAAAUUGUUUCAAUGUUGAUGCAAGCCAAGCAGGUAAUGAUGUUCUACUUAUUGGUAUUUGUGGUCCAAAACAAGGAUCUGAAGAAGUGGUCGUUAAACAUUUAUCCAAUAAUCAAUACACUGUAUCAUAUCGUGUAUUUCAAAGUGGUAAACACUUUUUAGUAAUUAAAUGGGGUGAUCAAGAUAUACCAGGUAGCCCAUUCGUGAUUGAUAUCCCUUAGAAACACAAUUACAAACUGUUUAUAAUAAUGAUAAAAUCAGCGUAAAUAAAAUAAUCAAUUAAUUUUAAUUAACGGAAUCAUUUCACAUAGAUCAAUAUGUUUGUCUAUGCGUGUGUGUGUGUGUAUGUGUGUGUGAGUGUGUAUGUGCUAUUUUUGUGUAUCUUCUUAAAUUGUUAAAUUUUUUUUUGAUGCCUCUCAUAUUACUUAUUUCUUGUUUAAAUUUCCCCAUUUACUAAAAAAAUAAAACUGCACAAAUUUUGCUUGCCAUCAUUAGCCAUAUUAGUCAGUUAUAUUUGAAAAUGCAAAUUAUUCAUUCAUAUUGUAUCGUUUCUUUUUUCGUUUUAACCAACAACAAAAAAAAACUAUCAAACAAUUUGUCAAGUGCCUUUCUUUUGCAUAGAAACAUUACCUGCUUUCUUCAUUGUCUGCCUUAUUAUGAUUAUUAUCACUAUUGUUACCAUGAUUAAGGUUUGUACAAACCAAAUGCCUAACAUUCAAAUAUUAUUCCUUUUUUUUUAAUUUUUCGUAUACACUUUAUAAAUCUUCUUUAUGUUACCAUAGCCACACACAGAGACACGCACAUACACACUUUUUUUCUGUUUCAUCAAUCAUUCAUUAUAUACAACAUGAGAUCAGUUCAAUUCUUCUAUUUGUUUCUAAUUUUAACAACAAAGUCGAAUGAUUUAUGUGUGUAAUUCUCAAUUUUCAAAUAAAUUGGUACUAUUCAUAUUU